Molecule: messenger RNA, 629 nt
Organism: Girardinichthys multiradiatus
Lineage: Eukaryota; Metazoa; Chordata; Actinopteri; Cyprinodontiformes; Goodeidae
Gene: lim2.3
Product: lens intrinsic membrane protein 2.3
Exons: 4
Coding region: 1-522 (173 amino acids)
Cellular component (GO): plasma membrane
Molecular function (GO): structural constituent of eye lens
Source: RefSeq, a predicted model, not a curated record
AUGUACAGCUUCAUGGGAGGUGGGUUGUUCUGUGCUGGAGUUGGGAACAUACUCCUGAUUGUUUCUACAGCAACAGAUUACUGGAUGCAGUACCGCCACUCCAGUAACUACAUGCACCAGGGACUGUGGCGGUACUGUGUGCCUGGGAAAUGUAUGACGCACACAGACAGCAUCGCGUACUGGGAUGCCACCCGGGCCUUCAUGAUUCUCUCCCUGCUAGCUUGUUUCAUUGGCAUCGUGAUUGGCAUCAUGGCCUUCAUCCACUAUUCGUCCUUCGACGGGUUUGACAAGACAUUUGCAGCCGGGAUCCUCUUCUUCCUCUCCUCCUUCUUUGUGCUGCUGGCCAUGGCCGUCUACACUGGGGUGACAGUGAACUACUAUGGGAAACGCUAUGGCAGCUGGCGAUUCUCCUGGUCCUACAUCAUGGGCUGGGUGGCAGUAGUGCUCACCUUCUUCUCAGGUAUCUUCUACAUGUGUGCCUACCGGAUGCACGAAUGCCCAAGAAACUCUAACUCGCGCUGAAAUGCUUAAAGGUUUACCCACACAUGGCUAAGAUGAAGCAAUGUCAAAGUGAAUUUUUCCAGCAACUUCCUGUAAAUCAUAAGAAGCAAAAUAAAUGAGAAAACAUU